This is a messenger RNA of Thelazia callipaeda (thelaziosis nematode), 4278 nucleotides long. The record is from the annotation of a GenBank genome assembly. NCBI's taxonomy places the organism in Eukaryota, Metazoa, Nematoda, Chromadorea, Rhabditida, Thelaziidae.
AUGGUUGAAAAUAAUGAGCAAUUUAAUUCUGGACAGUGGUCUGAACGUGUAAGAAUAAAUCAAUGUAUGGACGAAGAAAUUUCUACAUCAACAGAUUCUAUCAAGCUUAUAGCUGAAGUAUUAGAGCAAGGCACAGGACAACGCGUGAAAAGUUACGUGCAAAUCGAAAAUAAUCUUGCAGGCUUUGAACUCAUUCCUGUGAGGCCUGGUUUGUAUCGUGGAUUAUCCUCUAUUCCAAUACUGAUAAAAGUAAUAGAUAGACGCUUGACGAAAGUUCAAGAUGUCAUAGUCGACGUACGUUGUGUUUCUACGGAUAAAACUCAAAGUAUUACAUUAAAUAGUUAUGAAGGAAAGACGGAAUCUUUUCUAAUCAUUCCUUUUACGCCUAAUUUGUACGAGCAUAACUGCCGAGUACUUCUUUUACAGGCUCGGCGUAAAAUUGGACGACGAUUGUCGAGAGCGAUCACAUUAAUGCUUCCAUCCUUAGAUCAUUCACAGAUAUUACAAGAUUGGGUCAAAUGGUCACCGUCUUCACUUGCAAAUUCUGUAACAUAUCGUGUUGGUGAGAAAUUCCGAGCUUCAGUACCCGUGCAUUUGGCUACGAAAUUAAACUAUCUGGUAGUCUGCCAAGGUGAAACGAUUGCAGAAGCUGGUCAUGCUCGUGAUGACGGUGAAAUCACGUUUGAGACGACUGCAGCAAUGGUACCAUAUUGCGUGCUGUACGUGUUUAGCGUGAAUGAAGCUGUGCAAAUUGAUAUGAUUCUCUUUUUAGUAGAACCAUCAUGCCAGAAUUUGUUAUCUGUUUCUAAAGAAUUGCUGACUACAAAUCACAAUGUAACAAUAGCAGUAACUGCUCCUUCAAAUAGCUUGGCCCUUCUAUCAGCUGUAGAUAUUAGAAUAUUGGAACUUAUGCAGAAAUAUGCAUCACAUUCUACGUCAAAGUAUUGGGAUUGGUCGGUGUCGAAGCGUGAAGUUUCCGCGCAGGCAUUUUUUCUUGGCCUUAUUGAUACUCGACUUUUGAAUAACGAAAUAAAAGAAACUUGCGAAGAAGCUGGUGUUCUCAUGUUGCAGCACUUGAAAACGUGUCCAAACUUCAUGGAAUCAACAUCUGCUCUUUCUGAUCUUUGCUUGCAAUCUUUUAUUUUGUCGUGUGAACGACUUAGUAGUCCAACGUCUACAAGUAAAGUAUGUGAUCGAAAAACGGGACGUGGUUGUAGCGUGGAUAAUACUGGAGAAAUAAAACUCUCAGCUGCUCACAUGCAUUGGCUCAUGGCAGGUUCAUCUAAACGUAUCCAAACACGUCUAGAUGAUUCUGUAUUUGAGGUAAUUCGACGACAGACUGAUCUAAGUAGUGUUAUUCGACAAUAUUUUCCAGAAGUUUGGCUUUUUAGCGAUUUUCAUCUUGGAUCCUCAGGCAAGCUGAAUAAAACGUUUCAAGUACCAGAUACAGUAACACAAUGGUUUGUUCAAUCUUCGAUAUGGACACCUGGCAAUCUUGCGAUUUGUUAUAGUGCUCCAUCGACAGUUACUGUUGAAAAAAAAUUUUUCAUGGAUAUCAAUCUUCCAAAGCAUGUUUACGUGAAUGAAUCCGUGACUGCUCACGUCUCAGUCUUUGCAGAUAAGUUGGAAAAUGAAAUGACGUUUUCCGUCUGUAUGGCAGGAUUGGAUCGACACGUUUGUGGUGACGUUGGAGCGUAUGGUGAACGAGGCCAACCAGCUUAUAAUCGGAUUUAUCUAACACCAAUAAUGAACACUUCUGCUAAGGAGUUUGCUUUAAGAUUUUUGCGUGUUGGAAAGACAGAAGUUGUAUUUACGUUGAAAGAAGAAAUAUCCUAUCCAGGACGAUAUCACUGUAAUAUUGGCAAGACUUAUGAUGCUGUUAAAUUAAUAGUCACCGUUGAUAAAAGAGCAGAUAUUGAAGAGCACUUCAAGCGUUUGAUUCUGAAUCCAUUGAAACCAUUGAAUCGUCUCACUCGUCCGUUACAGAAAUCUUCCCAUAUGCUGUUGUCAUCAGAAGAUGAAAUCGAAGAUGCGAAAAAAAAUAUAAUCGAUUAUAGCGAAUAUCGAUCGGAGCAUGAACCACAAAAAUUAUAUACAAAUAUCAGUAUUAAUUUACCUGAUACUGAAUCUGUGCACAGCAUUACUAUUGAAUUAUCUCAAUUUUUAUCAGAUGCACUAAUAACAGAUUCAAUCAUGCAAAAUGAAAUAAGCUCUCGACUAGAUUCCCGAUGGAAAAGAAGUACUGUUUCGGGUCAUGAAUCUUUUCUUACUGAUAUUAUAAGCUCACUAGCUUCGAAUUUGUAUCACUUCAAAUCUCUGCAUUUUCUAGAUGAAUAUGCUUAUCAAAAAUCUGAAUCUUUUGAUGAUACUAUUGGAUCAUUGAUGUCAGCGAUGUUAACAUUUUCUAGCUGUCGUGGUAGUAAUUCUCGCUUGUGUGCUUUUUCAAAUUACCGAAAUCGGAAUCAUUCGCAUCAAGAAUCAUUUUUCUUGACAGCACUGUCAACUUCUUUACUGUGUGAAGCUUCUGUUGAUGAAAGAAUAAUCUGCCCUCUACUUACAUAUUUGUUGAAUAAAAUAACAGCAAACGUAGAAAAUUUGCAAGAUUCAACAGACAAUUUUUUGAAUCCUAUGGAUUUUAUGACAGUGAAAGAUAAGUACUGGCUGGUUCUAGCAAUGAUCAAUCAGAUAUCUUUUGACUGUGCUACCUAUCAGUGUGUGCGUAAUGAUCGUGCGUGGAUAAGUAUACGCAGGAGUUUUUUCAAUCUAUCAGACAGUGCUACAUUGGAUGUACGUACCAUGGCUGCAUUAGCAUACAUGGCACCUCGAUCUGUAAGCAGUAUUAUGAGAAUUAAAAUGUAUUCUAUUGUAAAAGAUGGCAUGCUUCCAUAUUGGGUAGCUGGACGGAUGUUGAGCGAUGGCUCAAUCCUUACAAAGCUUCGCUCUCGAUUCAGCAAUCUUUUAGGGCGUCGAAUUUCAAAGAGUGGUGAUUUGUUGGCAAAUUCAUUGGGACUGUUAGCAUUCGUAAGCCGUGGAGUGGAACCUAUAUUCCCUACAAUUGAGCUUGAUCUACUAGCUGAUUGGAUUUAUGAGCAACUGAGCGACAAUAUUCAGCUACCUUCAGCAGUGGAUGCAUAUUUUGCAAAUCGAGCAAUUUACGAAUAUCGAGUGCAUAAAACGAAAAGAACAAAUGGCACUAAACAGGAUAAAGUGACAAUUAUAUGCAAGAAUUGCAAGCAGAUGAUACAUAAUGUUACUGCAAGAUCGUCUCUUUUCAAUUUACCGGUGACAGUACGUAAUAUCACGUUGAUCACAGAAGGGGUCACGAAAGUUCGUACGGGUAUCCGAAUUUGGGCUGCAAAAAGGAUGCGAAUGCGUAGAGGCUUAGAGCAGAAUGACUUUUAUCCAUGCAUUAUUUCUGUUGCUCAAUAUUUACGUAAUCCAGGCAUCAUUCAACAAAUUGUUUGCUUAAAAAUUUCCACGCCUGUAAUUGAAUCACUAGAAGUAACGCAUGGUCUUUUUACUGGUUUUACUUCUUCAAAUAAACAGUUUCGAUUACUUGAGAACAGUACAAUAUACGGAGUUCGCAUUGGGGAUCAGAUUACAGUCAGCAGUUAUGCCGUGCAUUUCGUGCUUGUUAAUCUGAAACCGAAUGUUCCCAUAUGUUAUGAACUUGGAUUAACAGAGCCUAAAAAUAUAUACGAACCAGAUCAGUUGGCCCCUGUCGCUAUCACUCUUCGACAUCCUUUUUUUGGAAUCGCCGGUCAAGAAUUGCUUGUAUACACGGAAAGGUAUAAACGAUCGACUUUAGAAGAAGCUAUCGAUAUGGUUUGUUGGGAUCGAACUUGUUCUUGUGCUGAGGCCAGUUGUGCUGUUCGUUGCUCACAAUGUCACAGUAUUAACAGAACACAUUUGCAAAAUGAAUUGUGUUCAGAAAAUACUUUUGGAAGUACAGUGGAAGUGGAAAAUUAUAGUACACAAAAACUACAUAGUUCGGAAUAUUUUGUGAUUGAUGUAUCGCUAAAACAUUGGAAGCAAAAAGAUAUGAAAUCAUCAAUUCGAAAACCAGAUCGGAUUGAAGUGUGGCUAAGAACAUGCAACAUUCGAUGUCCGGAACCUAAAGUCGGAGACACAUAUUACUUUAGUGGUAAUAUAAACGGAAUGGUGAUGGACUACGAAACAAGCAUACACUAUGUAUUGCGAGAUGAAGACCGAUGGGAGUUGGCUAGUGAAGAAUGUGGACAUUUGUUUAGUUAUCUAAUAACAAGUCGGCCAUGCUGA